Molecule: messenger RNA, 3499 nt
Organism: Magallana angulata
Lineage: Eukaryota; Metazoa; Mollusca; Bivalvia; Ostreida; Ostreidae
Exons: 8
Coding region: 146-1861 (571 amino acids)
Source: RefSeq, a predicted model, not a curated record
CUAGGGGUUCUAAAUUUAGACGUCUUUCUAGUGUGGGAUCCCAAUGAUUAAAAAUAAUGGAUAUUACUCAUGAUGUUGUAUAUUCGAUCGAUUAGAAGUAUUGUACACUAAAUUCUCAGGUCUCAAGACACACUCCGUGGAAUCAAUGGCUGCAGUGUCUGUCGUGCAGUGCUGGCUGAUAUUGACUUCUGUGAUUUGUCUGUUUAAUUGGGUAGAAGCCUCUAAAGCUGGACAUAAAGUAGAUACAUGUCCAGAGACCAAGGACCUCUGGGAGAGCCGGGCAGCUAGCGAGUCCGCCAGCUGCGGGGGAGUGAGUGAAUACCACUGUCUGAGGGACAAAGAUGGCAAGAAACGAGAACUUUGUUUAGAGAAGACCCGCAUCCUACAGGGAAACUGCCCCAUCGUUACAGAGAAAGGAUUCUUAAACUGGGAGCCCUGCAAUGAGUCCCUGCCAGGAUGUCCCAACAACCAUUACCUCUCAAAUGAGGUCUAUAAAUUUCCUUUCUGUUUCGGGAACAACACUUCAUCUUCUAUCAAGUCUGAAAAUAAAGAUACAGAAGAGGACUCAGACAUUGAAAUAAUAGUUCCAGUUGUCAUAUUUAUUGUAGUUGCAGUGGUUGUAGUGCUAGGACUGAUAUACUACCUAAGGAUACAAAGAAACAGAGGACCAAAUUAUGAACCUAAGGAUGAGGAAGUUUGUCUGAUGGAAAACGAUAAGAGAUAUUCAAGAGCAGAAAUUGUGAAAAAAGACCAUGUACAGCAAGGACUUGCUGCUCUCCAGAAACAUGAUGCACUGCUAAUUACAGGAAUGCUUGGAACUGCGGUCACCAGUACAGCGGAGAGCAUCAUGAAAGAGUUCUCCAACUCCGAAUCACAUUCAGGGUGGAGUUUCAAGUUAUGUAAAUGCCAAGAACUUCCUGUCAAAUUUGAUCCCAAGACAAUAUACUUUGUGUAUGGUUGGUUUGGACUUUAUAACGACAAUCCUUGUUCCAUGAAUGAUGUAAAAAUUUAUUUGAAUACUAUAAAUUCCACUUUGAAGAAAAAACCAUUAAAUAAGUUUAUCAUUGGAUUGAGAUCUGACUUUUACAGACGUUAUGGUUCUGAUUUGGAAGAUUUUGAAGAUUUAUUUCAUAAAUCAAUGUCAUUAGAUUCUGUAAAUAAAAUGCGAGAUCAAGGCUAUGAGGAUCACUUAAAAAAUAAAAUCAAGAAUGCAUGCAGUAACAGUGAAUGCCUAUGUAGAAGAUUGACAUUUGAUAUGAUCAUGGAUAAAAAAGAAGGUAAAAUUGGAAUUCCCCUCAAACUAGCAAUACUGACAAAUGAUCAUGAUCUGAUUGCUACAUUCUUGGAGUAUAAAAAUUUCAAGAAAACGUUAAUGGAGAAUUUCAAAUCAUUAAAGACUUCAGACUUGGAUCUUUACCAAUGUGUUAUGUAUGUGUGUUUAAAAGGAGAUCUGAAAUGUUCAGAAGAUGUAGACAAACGUUUGGUUAACUCUAUGCAUUUUAACAUUUCAAAGGAAAGCGUUGAACAAAAAAUGAGUGUUAUGGGAAAAUACGUAAGAAUGAGGAAAUCGGAUGAGCGACAGAAAGUUGAAGCUUCCAAAGCUACGUAUGUGUUCUGGCAUCCUUUUAUUUACAUUUGUGCUUUUCAUGCUUUAUUCGAGUCGCACCCAGAAGACGUUGUGAAAUAUUGUAACCUUGACGCUAUCCUACAACUAGUGCGUCCACCAAGUAAAAGCGAUCGUAAAACAAACUAUUUUACUGUCACUGCAACAGAAGAACAAGUCAAAAUAUUCCAAGGACGAAUCAAAAGUGAAGGACAGGAUGAAAUGUAUGCUGCUCACCCACUUCUUGAAUUCAAAUGAACUUAAAAUGUUUUUUAUGUCCGAUAUUUUGCCUGCCUUGGUAAUUCAUUGUGCUUUUUGUGCAUGCAUUUUACAUUGAAUUGCAAUAUUUACCUGAUGUACUUGCAUGUCUGUAAUUGUACUCCUAGGUUGUUAUUACUGGUAUAUUACACAUUUAGUUUUACCCGACAGUUUUUUUUUUACAAGUACUGUCAUAUAGAUAUUAAAUUCAAUCAUCAUCGUACUUGUGCACAAUCACAAAAUCAUGGUACAUAAAAAACAGAAAUUCAAAAUAAUAUUUAAUCUGUUGAUUGCCAACCUCAAUUCAACACAGUUGAAAUUAAGCCUAUUAAGCAUAAUUUAUGUGAAACAGUUUACAUAUGUGUAUCUUCUGUAUAUUUACAUUCUGCAUAUAUAUAUACAUGUAUAUAUGCAUGACUUUCUUAUAGUGGCAUCAUUAUGAAUGCAUGGAAACCAUUUAUCAAAUUAUUUCCAAAAAGGGCAAAUGAAUAUUAGCUGUAUUACAAUUUUUUGAAAAAUUAUGUUUAUACAGUAAUGAGAAAAAUGAAAUUAAUACUGGCAUAUUGUAUAUAUCUCAUGGAAUUGAAAACCCCAAAUAUUGUCUAAAAAGUCAAUUAAGUUAUAUAGUUAUCGACUGAGCUUCUGAACUUGUCAGUUAAUGUAACUGUAUAUAUAAUUUUUGUGUUUUGGUUACUCUACCAACCUUUUCUGGAAUGAAAAUUUAUUAAUCCCCAUCUUGGUAUCAAAGAUAUAUUUUUAUCAUAGUUGUGGAAUAAUAAAUUAGUUGUGUUUAAUAUAUUAAUGUUGCAGUGUUCAAUGUUUCAAUUACAUGUACUGAAUAUGGACAAGUUUGAAAACAUGCAUUAUUUUGAUAUUGUUGCAGGGCAUUUUAUUUAUCCUUGUCUUAAUUCAUUUAGUCUUAAUUUUUGUCAGCUUCAAUAAUAUAGUCCCACUACCAUUGUGUUGUAAAAUUUCCUCUCGAUCCUUCUAAUCCUUCCUUUUAUUUUUUGGUGUGUAUAACCUACACAUAUUAAUUUAUACACACGGUGUGUAGUGUGUACAGCUGUAGCACUAAAAAGAACAAAUAAGUAUGUAGAAAAGACUACCAGGCACCUAUAAUUUAACGUUAACUGGUUAAUUAAUUUAAAUACUGGUAAUCUAAGAGGUCUGUUGUUGCUGCAGCUGUUGACCUGAUGGUGAUGUCCAUGCACUGGUAUGGAUCACAGAAGGAGAUUAUAUUUUCUGCCAUGACUGUUUUACUGUGAUCAUCAAGUAUUAUUGGUCAGCUUUUAAAUUUACAUGUACAAAUACAUGUGAUUGAAAAAUAACAAUAGUUUAAAGAAUAUUUGUUUUUUACUUUUUUAUUGCUUAUUAAUAAUUAAUUUUUUAGUUCUUGUAUUGCAUAUUCAUGUAUAUGUGGAUAAAGUAUAUAUUGCCUAUCAUGCACUGCACUUAAAAAUGUUGUUUGUUGUACAAGUAAAUGAGGAGAAAUAUUCACCGACAAAACAAAUGAUGCUACAUGUAUAUGUACUUAAAAUAACAAAAGAAGUGCUAUGAAAUAAUCUCCAAAGUGCUUUUAUAUUAAUGUCUUAAGAUAAGUGCUUACAAUAAAACUUUGCUUGGCAUUGCCUAAUCUAA